Molecule: messenger RNA, 825 nt
Organism: Nakaseomyces glabratus
Lineage: Eukaryota; Fungi; Ascomycota; Saccharomycetes; Saccharomycetales; Saccharomycetaceae
Gene: RER2
Product: ditrans,polycis-polyprenyl diphosphate synthase
Cellular component (GO): lipid droplet; endoplasmic reticulum; dehydrodolichyl diphosphate synthase complex
Molecular function (GO): ditrans,polycis-polyprenyl diphosphate synthase [(2E,6E)-farnesyl diphosphate specific] activity
Source: RefSeq, a predicted model, not a curated record
AUGGCGGAAGAUGGCUAUAACUAUAUGGCAGUGCUAGCCAAAAACUUAAUCUCGAGAACACUGAGUGUGUCCAAUUGUGUUCCGCGACACAUUGGUUUUAUCAUGGAUGGUAACAGAAGAUAUGCCAAGAAAAAGCAAAUGGAAAGUAAAGAGGGUCACGAAGCAGGUUUCAGAAGUAUGAGUAAGAUCCUGGAGCUAUGUUACGAGGCUGGAGUAGAUACAGCAACAGUAUUUGCGUUCUCGAUUGAAAACUUCAAAAGAAGUGCAUACGAAGUUGACGCCAUUAUGAGCCUUGCACGGGAACGGAUACGACAAAUAAGAGAGCAUGGUGAACUGGCACAAAAGUAUGGUGUCAGGAUCAGAGUUAUUGGCGAUAUAUCGUUACUGGAUAAAGAUCUGUUGAAGGAAAUCAAAAAUACAAUGGAACUAACUAGAAACAAUACCCGUGCUACACUAAAUAUAUGUAUGCCAUACACAGGGCGUGAAGAAAUUUAUCACUCUAUGAAGACAGUUUUGGAUGAUGAUUCGUAUUCUAGCAAAAACAUAUCUGAAGAAAUUAUUGAUGAACAUCUGUAUACUGCUGGCCAGCCUCCAUUGGACUUACUAAUUAGAACUAGUGGUGUAACUAGGCUAAGUGACUUUAUGCUAUGGCAAACAUGCAGUAAUGAUGUGAUGAUCGAGUUUAUCGAUUGUCUAUGGCCAGAAUUUGGCCCUUUUAGGAUGGCGUGGAUCCUUUUGAAGUUUGCUUUCCAUAAAAACUUUUCUAGUGGAAGGAAACCUUCUGAAGAUGAUGAGUUCGAGAAUAAGAAUAAGAAAGCGGAUUAG